Suillus discolor is the source of this 1299-nucleotide messenger RNA. RefSeq lists its product as uncharacterized. The record is from RefSeq and is a predicted model, not a curated record. The coding region runs from base 1 to 1299 and encodes 432 amino acids. The transcript has 2 exons. Lineage: Eukaryota; Fungi; Basidiomycota; Agaricomycetes; Boletales; Suillaceae.
AUGCCCUUCCGACAGUUCUCUAUCGCCAUUGCACACGCCCUGUUCCCUUGCGCCUCUGUUUCUAUCAAAUAUGGAAAGAGCUCAUUUAUCUACAACCUCGCUGCAAGCCUGAUAUGUUACCAACUGCUCUCUCGUCACCGGCCACUUGUCAUUGGUCAUGUCCUGAAGAGGCUUUUCGAGCAGUUCCCCCCUACCACACUCUUCCCGAACCUUUGCGAAUUGCAUUUAGAGGCCGUGUUCGGUCUUCUGGAGCGUAGUUCAAAAUUCUGGCUACUUCGGCAGUUCAUUUCGCCUGGAUUGCAAGCGCUCUGGUUUGAUGUAACUGGCAUCCCGACACAUGAGGUAGAGCAAUUGUUUACUACUCUGCCCGCAGAAGCACAUGGCCUGCGCCAAUUAUCAGUAUCGGCGGGCAAUGGUACCACGGCUUUGACAGUCCCCCCGAGUCUUGGAAAGCUGCCAAAGUUGAUUAGACUGGCCAUUUUCGGAAUCGAUGUAUCUUUGACGAGGCAGACAAUAGCCAAUAUCCAGCAAGCACGAUGUCUUCAAAGCCUCAAGCUUAAAUUGUGCGGAACCUCCUGCGAUGCGGGCGGUAUACCCCUUGAAUUGCCUAGUCUCAAAACCCUCUAUCUCUCCGAUGGUUCCUUGCCACAGUGCACGCACUUCCUUCGUCAAGUCACCACCCGACAACUAUCACACAUCAAUAUCAGCUAUCGCGGAUCUGCCAGCCCGGCCGAAGUCACCGCGUUCGUGGAAUCCUUGUCGACGUCAUGCCAAACUUUUGAACAUUUGGAACGGAUCUAUGUGGUCGACAAAUCAGAACAUCCUGAUUAUCUGCUCGUCAUCCCACUCCACUCCGAAAGCUUCCGGCCAUUGUUCAAGUUCAAGAGGCUGUCGUCUGUUAAAUUCAUUGGCAUUGGAAAUUUCGAACUUGACGAUAGGUUCCUCAAUGAUAUCCCAGUUGCCUGGCCGAGUAUUCAGGAAUUGAAGUUCAUCUCCUGGAAGAGACGUGCCUUUUAUAGCGUCACCUUCACCACCAUGAUGUCACUGGCGUCAAGGUGCAGAUCGCUGCGUACCUUACAUCUGACGGUCGAUGCUACGCAACCGACGACGAUUCCUCGAGCACCGGAUGGGACCGAGGAGCUUUGGGCCUACGCAAACCACCCUACGCAACCUGCAUCUUGGAUACUCCCGGGUGUCGGAAGUUGCACGCGUACCAUAUUUCCUGGCCGAGGUAUUUCCAACUCUAUGGGAUUUCAAAUUCUACGAGCUUUACUUGAGGAAUUGCGCUGCCGAUAUUGA